AUUCAGACUUGGCUUCUUUGUGCGUGUUGAUUGAGUGAGAGCUCCACUGCACUUUUGGGAAAUUUAUUUUUUCGACAAUUAUAAUUAAAAUCGGUCGGAAACUAUUUGUAAUUUAGAAUCAAAUUUCAAAAACCUGCAAGAUGAGUGUGUUGGAAUAUCCAGACAUCACUAUUGAACAUAAGGGACAAAUGACCAAAGGUCGUUUGAAGCUGACUGAUUCAACCAUCAUCUUUAAAAACAGCAAAACUGGAAAGCUUGAACAGCUAUCUUCUGGUGACAUUGAUAUCGUCACAUGGCAGCGCUUCGCUGGUUCUUGGGGACUGCGAAUCUUUGCAAAGUCUGGUGCGCUCUUGAGAUUUGGUGGAUUAAGGGAAUCCGACAAGGAAAAGGUGGCCAAGUUCUUCGAUUCAAAUUACGGGGUGAAAGUGGUUGACAAAGAAUUUAGUUUGCGAGGCUGGAAUUGGGGAACUGCUAAAUUCACUGGAUCCGUUUUGACAUUUGACAUUUCACGUGAUCCAGCCUUCGACAUCCCGUUAGGAAACGUGUCACAAUGCACGACAGGAAAGAACGAAGUCACACUUGAAUUCCAUCAGAAUGACGACGCUCCGGUUUCCCUCAUGGAGAUGCGAUUCCACAUCCCUUCCUCCGAAUUGGCUGGAGACGACCCUGUGGAAUCAUUCCGGGAACAAGUGAUGGGGAAAGCGUCCAUUAUUUCGGCGGUGGGCGAGUCUAUCGCCAUAUUUCGCGAGGUUGCCUGCGUCACACCCCGUGGGCGAUACGACAUCAAAAUGUUUCCCACGUUUUUCCAACUUCACGGGAAAACUUUCGACUACAAAAUCCCAAUGUCCACCAUUCUUCGCAUGUUUCUCCUCCCGCAUAAGGAUGGGCGACAAACUUUCUUUGUCAUCAGUUUGGAUCCUCCAAUUAAACAGGGACAGACGAGAUAUCACUUUUUGGUAUUUGUCUUUAGCCAGGAAGAUGAAGAUAUCUCUAUUGAGCUCCCAUUUUCAGAACAAGAACUCAAGACAAAGUAUGAAGGUCGUCUUCAGAAAGAACUCAAUGGGCCAAUGUUCGACGUGAUUUCCCGUGUAUUCAAGGCCCUCGUGAACCGCAAGAUUACCGUGGCUGGAAAAUUCACUGGACAUUCUGGUACCCCUGCGAUCGGAUGUUCCUACAAAUCCGCUGUCGGCUACUUGUAUCCUUUGGACCGAGGUUUCAUUUACGUGCAUAAACCUCCAAUGCAUAUCAGAUUUGAGGAAAUUGCGAGCGUCAACUUUGCUCGAAGUGGGGGCAGCACGAGAUCUUUCGACUUUGAAGUCGAGCUGAAGAAUGGAAUGGUCCAUACCUUCAGUUCUAUUGAGAAGGAAGAAUAUCACAAAUUGUUUGACUUCAUCACCGACAAGAAGCUCCGUGUCAAGAAUCGUGGAAAAAUGGACAAACCCACAUAUACCGGCGAUUUUGAAGAUUCCGAUGCUGAAGCGGAACCAGAUGCUUAUCUUGCUCGUGUCAAAGCUGAGGCGGAAGAACGGAGUGAUGAUGAAGAUGAAUCUUCCGAAGAUGAGGAUUACAAUCCGGACAAGGAUAAGCAUAAGCCGAAAGGGGAUGACAGUGGGAGUGCUAUCUCCUCUGACGCUGAAUCUGAGGAUUAUGAUCCCGACGAAGUUGGGAGUGACAUGGACACCAAUCCAAAUCCAAAGAAAAAAUCUAAAAAGUCCUCUGGCGAAAAGCGGGUUAAAAAGGAUAAGAAGAACAGGAAAGAGAAACGGUCUAAAGAUUCCAACGCACCGAAGCGUCCGCUAAGUUCCUACUUUUUGUGGAUGAAUGCAAAUCGUGAGUCGGUCAAAAAGAAAAAUCCGGGUCUGAGUGUGUCUGAUCUAUCCAAGAAGUUUGGAGAAAUUUGGCGAACGGUGGAUGCAGAUGAUAAAAAGGAAUGGGAUGAAAAGGCCCAAAAAGCGAAGGAACGUUAUGAUGAGGAGAUGAAAGAGUACAAGAAGAAAGCUCCCAUCCUCCCUCCUUUACCCUCUAGUUCCAAGUCGAGCAGUAGCAAGAAAUCCUCUUCCAGCAAAAAGACGUCCUCGCCAAAGAAGAAGUCGAGCGACACUGGAGGGAUGGGAACAAACUUUAAGAGCAAGGAGUUCAUCUCAGACUCUGAUGAUUCCAGUUCCAACUCUGACUCGGCCAAGAAAAGUAAAAAGAAAGGCGGACCAUCUGGAAAGGGAGACAAGUCUGCAGACAAAAAAGCGAAUAAGGGAAAGAAGCCAGCCUCGGACGACUCUGACGAAGACGAGAAGGUUGCAUCAGACGCUUCAUCAGCUGCAAGUGAGAGUGGCGGAGGCGGAUCUGACAGCGAUUAAACAUAAAAAUCACCAUCUCAAAUACGAAUGCGUUUCUAAUAAAAAAUAUAAUAGCAAUUAAUUUUUAAACGUUUUCUAUUUCUAAAAAAAAUUAUUAAAUUUUAAUUGUUCACUUGAAUUAUUGUACCCUUCCAUUUUUUUAUACACUAAGAUAAACCAAUAAUAACUCGACAAAUGAAAUAAUUUAAAUGCCAGCAUGUCUUUAGUUCACCUUAAAAUGUAAAGUUUAUUUAUAUACUUCGUAAUUAAUUGACAUUUGAUAUUAAUAAUUUCUCAAGUAAUUAACUUUUCCAUAUGUAAUGAUAAGGAAUACUUAUUCAUGUGGACGUUGUAACUGGGUCGGUGCCGGUAAACGAAGAAUCGUAUAUUUAGUACAACACUACACUAUUAUUAGGAUUUAAAUGAUAUUUUGUGAUAUGAUAUCACAGCAAGCUCUGUGAAUGAAUGAAUUUGACGUUUGUAAAUGUCGUGUGUCGGAUUGUGGCGUUGUAUUUGUCAAAAAUAAAUAAUAAAUACAUUAAAUUAA
Folsomia candida is the source of this 2880-nucleotide messenger RNA. RefSeq names its product FACT complex subunit Ssrp1 (gene Ssrp). The transcript is spliced from 12 exons. Gene Ontology annotation, molecular function: histone binding; DNA binding; nucleosome binding. Gene Ontology annotation, cellular component: FACT complex; nucleus. Lineage: Eukaryota; Metazoa; Arthropoda; Collembola; Entomobryomorpha; Isotomidae. The coding region runs from base 141 to 2354 and encodes 737 amino acids. The record is from RefSeq and is a predicted model, not a curated record.